UUCUUGUUUAGAAGCAUCACAUCCAGCUGAAGUGAAAACUUGACAUAAGGCGAUGGCCUUAUAAAUGUCUUAUGAAUAAAAAUAUAAAUCUUAUAAAUGUAUUUUGAUUUAGGGGGGUAAACAGGAUACUACUUUUAAAAGUGGCAGAAACUAUGUUGUCAUGUAGCGUCAUUUCUGUCAGUUACCACAACUGUUGAGUCAAGUCACAAAGUUUCCUGUUCCACUGUUUGCCCUCGCAGACUAACCUCACCUCAUUCCACACAGAUAACCAGCUCAGAGAGGAACUCUUGCUGCUUGACUACAAUAUUUUAUAAAGGACGCAGAAAGAUUUCUUUUCUCAUCAUGAACACAUCAAACAUCACUAACGUGACAACAGAAGACAAGGUUUAUGCUGGGAUCUUUAGCUUAAUUAUGGUGAUAGGUCUGCCUCUCAAUGCGAUCUCACUGUGGAUUCUUCUUCGCCGCCACAGCCUCAAAUCACCCAACGCUGUUUUCAUGGUUAAUCUGGCACUCUCAGACCUGCUGCUGGUCUUCACUUUGCCCAUGAGGAUCCACUUUCACACCACAGGGGAAUGGACUCUGCCCAAGGGAGUGUGCCUCAUCAUCACAAUGUUCUUUCGCACCAACAUCCGCUCCAGCGCCUCCUUCAUCACCUUCAUAAGCGUGGACCGACUGCUGGCUGUGGUUUAUCCUCUGAGGUCUCGCCAUCUUCGGACCUCGUGCAAUGCCUGGAAAGGAGCAGCACUCAUCUGGGGAGUUUUCCUGGUGGUAAAUAUCCCAGAGGCCAUAGGAUUUUUAAAACACUUACAGAACCACACAGAACACAGUUGUUUUGAAUCUCAUGAAUAUAAAAGUGUAACACGAUCAGCAAUUAUUUACCUUCAGAUUGUGUUACUGGUCACAAUGCUAGCAGUCAACAUUGUGUGCACCGUUAUGGUUUCCUGGACUCUACACAACCAUCUCAGUGACUCUGCAAAGGUCAGAAACAAGGUCAACGUAAUGCUGAUUUUUGCCAUCAACUUGGUUAUAUUCUGCACAUGUUUUCUGCCUGUGCCACUACACUUAGCUACAAAAAGCAAUACCAGAAUAACUCCACUGGCAUGUCUGACUGUUUUGAGCUGCUGUCUGGAUCCUCUGAUGUAUUAUUUUUCUUUUGACUCCUUCUGGAAGAAAAAAGAGGACGUGGGAAGAGAACUAUAGAUUAGGGACCUGCUAGAGUUGCUAUCAGAUGUCCCAUGAUACAUGCCAGUUUUUUCCACAGAGUAUCCUGUUUGUGCAUGAGAUUCUUUAGUUCAACCACAUGCACAGUUUUCAGCAGUUAACCAUCAAUAUUCAUCUCUUCAGUGACAUUUGUGUCAAAGCCAGAAA
Molecule: messenger RNA, 1368 nt
Organism: Oreochromis aureus
Lineage: Eukaryota; Metazoa; Chordata; Actinopteri; Cichliformes; Cichlidae
Product: lysophosphatidic acid receptor 6-like
Exons: 1
Coding region: 343-1200 (285 amino acids)
Biological process (GO): phospholipase C-activating G protein-coupled receptor signaling pathway; positive regulation of Rho protein signal transduction
Cellular component (GO): membrane
Molecular function (GO): lysophosphatidic acid receptor activity
Source: RefSeq, a predicted model, not a curated record